Colletotrichum abscissum is the source of this 837-nucleotide messenger RNA. Its product is annotated as CFEM domain-containing protein. The coding region runs from base 1 to 837 and encodes 278 amino acids. The transcript is spliced from 3 exons. The record is from RefSeq and is a predicted model, not a curated record. NCBI's taxonomy places the organism in Eukaryota, Fungi, Ascomycota, Sordariomycetes, Glomerellales, Glomerellaceae.
AUGCCGCAGAAGCUCACAAACCAACUCGGAAACCGGCAGGUCUUCUUCGCCUUCGAAGUAAUCUACACCCUCUCCAUCUCCGCCCUCAAAGCCUCCAUCCUCUUCUUCUACAUCCGCGUCUUCAGCAUGGUCAGCCGCACCUUCAGCCUCGUCCUCUGGCUCACCCAGACCUUCAACUUCCUGUUCUGCCUCGCCUUCACCGUCGCGAACCUGAACCAGUGCCGCCCCUUCAGCAACGCCUGGGAGGCCUGGGACGGCCGCCACCCGGGGUACUGUAUCAAUGUCUACGCCAUGUUCAUCGCGCACGCGGCGAUCAAUAUCGCGCUCGACGUGUGGAUGUUGGGGUUGCCCGUCACGCAGGUGCUGUGGUUGAAUUUGAGAAAGAGGCAAAAGGUGGAGAUUGUCGUCAUGUUUUCGUUGGGUGUUGUCAUCACAAUCGUCAGCGCAAUCCGUCUAAAAGUCCUCCUAAGCCUCGAAGGCUUCCAAGACCCAACCUACGACGCGUUCUACCUCCACAUGUGGUCCUACAUCGAACUCUCCGUCGGCAUCAUCGUCGCAUGCCUCCCCUCAACCCGCCAACUCUGGCGCCAUCUCGUCCCCAAACUCCUCCGUCUCGUCGGGCUGGGAAGUCCCAAACACCACCACAACCGCCACCACGGCCAUGAAAGGCCGGGUGACUCAGCAAAGAAGCUUCGCGACAUUUUAUUUAUGAGUACGAACACAGGAGGUGGUGGAGGAGAAGAGGGAGGUGAGGAGGAGCAUUCGUCGUCGUCGGCGGGACCUUCAAGUCCGAGUGGAUCGUCGACUCGUCGUCAGGAGGUACACUGUAAUUUGUAA